AUGUGCGAGACCACGUCAGAAGACCGACUGAUCGUCGAACGCUACUUUCUGAUCGGCGUCUUCGGAAGCACUUUAGCUCUGUUCGGAUUGUUGGCGAAUGGUUUGCUAGCUACGCUCUUCUUGACUAGGGCCAACUACAGGCAUUCACCGUUCUUCUUCCUUGGAUUUGUUGCGUUGUUCGACACACUUUUCGAUGCGACAUUUCUUCUAUUGUUGUCCGUUCCCGUCAACGCCGAAUACUUCGACAACUACGUCCUAUUUAUGCUCUGGCUGAACUAUAUGCCAAUUUUGUAUCUUUUCUCACAGAUAUUCAAAAUGGCAUCGGUUUUCUGCCUGAUUAUGGCUAGCAUCGAGCGGUAUGGGAUGACGAAGCAUUGGACAUUCACGGGAUUCGAACGAAAAACUCGAUGGUUGGCGCUGCUGUUUGUCGUUGGAAUGACUAUUAUUAUCAAAAAUAUUACUGCGGAUAUCACCGUAAUCGAACGUGAUGAAUGUGUUGGCUAUCGGCGAUUCAAAAUCAUUACUCGUAGAGUGGAUUCCUAUCACAUCGGACUUUUCAACACGGCUGCAAUAUUUGUUCCUUUUUUCACGUUAAUUUUUCUUAAUGGAGGAAUAGUGUUGAUGUUGAGGAAGCAGAAUGUUCAGCAACUUCGUUCACUCAUCACCGAGUUGACGAUGGGAACGGAUGUGAUGAAAAUUCGGCGACGUAAUCUACGCUCAGCCACCAACACACUGAUCGUGAUCAUAUCCGCGUAUUUGAUUUCAAAUCUUCUGAAUGUCUAUCUGACCAUCACUGAAUACUUUGAUGGAGACUUUCUUCACGUACAUCAUCCGGAUUUUUUCCGACUAGCCGCCGAUUUCGCCGCUGUGCUUGCUGUAAUAGGAAACGCCAUAAGAUGUCCAGCACAUUUCCUGUCGAGUUCGGAAAUUCGACAACAAUUCUCGUUGAUGUUCUUUGGUGAAGUUGUGGAAAAGAAAAUCGAGGCAACUCCACGAAGAUGCAGUGAACGGCUUGAAAAUCCGUGGAUCUCUUUGCUACUGACUGUCCACGAAAGAGAUCAACCAAGUACAGCUCUUCUCUCUGAUAGAAGCUAUGCGAAAAGACAUAGUACCAUUGCCAUUUGUUGA
Molecule: messenger RNA, 1128 nt
Organism: Necator americanus (New World hookworm)
Lineage: Eukaryota; Metazoa; Nematoda; Chromadorea; Rhabditida; Ancylostomatidae
Exons: 8
Coding region: 1-1128 (375 amino acids)
Cellular component (GO): membrane
Source: RefSeq, a predicted model, not a curated record